CCGUGGUUACCGCUUAUGCCAAACCUGACAACAUAAUUGUAGAUUUAAGAGGUAAACGCCAAAGAAAAAUAUCAUGAAAGAGAGACGGGGGUCAACGGGUAUGACGGGCCGAAUCCUAAGGAUUAGUUGAGGCGGAUUAUAUGCUCGCUUCCGGGUUGUAUUGACAAGUCUGGAUGGAUCUGAUGGAUGUAUGGGAUCCGAUCAGCCUGGUUCCCAAACGAGAAUUUCAGAGGGUCGCGGUAAACAUUGCUGUUUCUUGUUUCUCGCGCUUGUUUCAUUUUCUCGACCCAUUUUCCCUUUUGUCCUGUCAGAAAUGUUUCGUUUCAUUGAUAUAUCCAUCACAAAUUCUGGGAUUCUGCCUUUUUGCUUUGCUCUCCUCCCCCACACUUGUUUGGUCUGUCUGACUAACUAACCUACACGUUCUUGUGUAUUCCCCUUAUUCUCCUCGC
Messenger RNA from Hypoxylon trugodes, 449 nucleotides. RefSeq lists its product as uncharacterized. NCBI's taxonomy places the organism in Eukaryota, Fungi, Ascomycota, Sordariomycetes, Xylariales, Hypoxylaceae. The coding region runs from base 174 to 404 and encodes 76 amino acids. The record is from RefSeq and is a predicted model, not a curated record. The transcript is spliced from 2 exons.